AUGGAACUGCCAUACGCGAGUCCAAAACUAUAUUGGUCAUUUCUGCUCCAUGCCACGCUCAUCUUGUGUCUGAUCCUACUGUCCAGAUCUGCCACCGUCUCUAGCAACGAAACCGAUCGACUUGCUCUGCUCGCCUUCAAGGACCGAAUAACGGAAGAUCCUCUCAACGCCAUGAGCUCGUGGAACGAUUCUCUCCAUUUCUGCGAGUGGCGCGGAAUCACGUGCAGUCUCAGGCAUGAGAGGGUCACCGUCCUCAACCUAACGUCUCUCAAAUUGGAAGGUUCCAUUCAUCCCCAAGUAGGAAAUCUCACCUUCCUCAACGCAAUCCACCUCGGAGACAACAGCUUCCGCGGAGAAAUCCCACAAGAAAUAGGAAACCUCUUCCGCCUCCAGCUUCUCAAUCUCAGUUACAAUUCAUUUGGAGGAGAAAUCCCAUCUAAUCUGACCUACUGCUCGAACCUUCAAGUCAUCGAUUUUUCUUUCAAUGAGAUCAUAGGUGAGAUUCCCAUUGAGCUCAGCUCUUUAUCAAAGCUCCGUUGGUUAUUUCUCUAUGUCAACCAGCUCGUCGGAAGAAUCCCACCUUCCCUGGGAAACCUUUCGUCUCUCACUCAACUUUCAUUAUCAAGAAAUAACUUACAGGGAAACAUCCCAGGCGAUUUAGGCCGCAUUCCAAAGUUAGGACUCCUCCAGAUAUCUCAAAACCAUCUGUCCGGCACAAUCCCUUCAGCUAUUUACAAUCUCUCUGCUCUAUUUAUGUUGUCGGUCACUGAAAAUCAACUUCAUGGAAUCCUUCCACCAGACUUAGGCUUACGUCUUCCUAAUCUCGAGGGUUUUUAUGUGUCGAGAAACUGGUUUACCGGACCCAUUCCUGUUUCACUAGCCAAUGCUUCAUUCUUUCAAGAGCUCUAUCUCCCUGACAACGAUUUCACUGGAGGUGUGCCUAUGAAUCUUGGCACUCUUCAAUAUCUUAAUAUAUUUGUCAUCGGCGGUAAUCAGCUCGGAACAGGGAAAGAAGAUGACUUGAAUUUCAUCAAUUCCCUCUCCAACUGCAGCUACUUGGAAAAUUUUGAACUUGGUAACAACAGUUUCAAUGGUAUGCUUCCCAAUUCCAUAGCCAAUCUAUCGACCCGACUCAAUCGGCUGGUGAUAGGAUUCAACCACUUGUAUGGAAGCAUCCCUGAAGGAAUCGGGAAUCUCGUCAACUUGACCCAAUUGACUAUGGAUCAUAACAAUUUCACAGGUACCAUUCCUGUUAGUAUGGGAAGACUUCAUAGACUGCAAAUGUUAGACUUGUCAAGUAACAGAUUUUCUGGGCAAAUUCCGACAUCCAUCGGCAAUUUCACUGAACUGAAUGAACUUUACUUGCAAGAAAACAGCCUAUUGGGAAACAUACCUCCGAGUCUUGGAAAUUGCCAAAAACUAAUAGCUUUGAACCUUUCUCAAAAUAACCUUAAUGGUACAAUCCCCAAACAGCUCCUUAGCCUGUCGUCUCUGUCAAUUUCUCUCAACUUAGCUAGAAACUUUUUGAUCGGGCCCCUACCCAUGGAAGUGGGUGGCUUGAUAAAUAUUGAGGAACUUGAUGUUUCUGAGAACAAAUUGUCUGGCGAAAUUCCUGGAACGCUAAGCAGUUGCCAGAGCUUGGAAUUUUUGUACAUGGAAGGUAACGCCUUUCAGGGAACCAUUCCCCAGUCUUUGAGCACCUUGAGAGGCAUUCAAGAGUUGGAUUUCUCACGAAAUAACUUGAGUGGGCGAAUUCCAGAAUAUUUAGAGAGUUUUACUUCAUUACAGAAACUAAAUCUUUCUUUUAAUGAUUUGGAGGGUCAAGUGCCUAUACAAGGGGUGUUUGAAAAUGCUAGUGGGAUUUCUGUCAUUGGAAACAGUAAACUCUGUGGAGGUAUACCAAAACUAGGCCUACCCAAAUGCCUUGUUCUGAGAUCCAAAUCGCGAAGGUCUUUAAGCCUGAAAGUAAUCAUACCAGUCAUUGUUGUUGUUGUGUGUUUGAUUUCAUUAUUGUUGUGUUCCGCUCCUCUUCUUUGGAGAAGAAAAUCAAGACAGAAGCAUUUGCAAACUUCCUCAGAAGACCAGUACAAGAACGUCUCAUAUGCGGAGCUUCUCAAAGCAACUGAUGGGUUCUCUUCAUACAAUUUGAUUGGCGUAGGAAGUUAUGGUUCUGUUUAUAAAGGAUACUUUGUUUCAGAUUGCCAAAUUGUUGCAGUGAAAGUACUCAAUCUUCAACGACAAGGAGCUUCAAGGAGCUUCCUUGCAGAAUGCGAGGCAUUGAGAAAUGUCAGGCAUCGGAAUCUCGUCAAGAUCUUAGCAUCAUGCUCAAGCAUCGAUUUUAAGGGCAAUGAUUUCAAAGCUCUAGUUUUCGAGUACAUGCUGAAUGGAAGUUUAGAGGAGUGGUUGCAUCCAAAAGUCGACGAAAAACAUCAACCAAGGACUUUGAACCUUAUUCAGAGGUUAAACAUAGCCAUUGAUGUGGCUUAUGCUCUGGAUUAUCUUCAUCACCAUUUCCAAACUCCCAUUUCUCACUGCGAUCUCAAGCCAAGUAACGUUCUUCUUGACAAUGACAUGGUGGCCCAUGUGAGUGAUUUUGGCAUCGCAAGGUUCCUUUCUAUGGCAAUCGAUGAUCAGUACUCCACAAAUAAAACUAACUCCAUUGCGGUGAAGGGAUCCAUUGGGUAUGUUGCUCCAGAGUAUGGUAUGGGUGGUAAUGUUUCUACAUCGGGUGAUGUGUACAGCUAUGGAAUCCUUUUAUUGGAGCUGUUCACGGGAAAAAGGCCCACAGAAGACAUGUUUAAGGAUGGUUUAAGCCUUCAUGAAUUUGUCAAGAUGGCUUUGCCAGAUCAAGUGCUGGAAAUUGGGGACCCGCAGCUCUUAGAGGAACAAAAGGAAGAACAAGAGCAAGAUCAAGAAAUAGAGGAAGAAAUAGCUUUCAAUCAUAUCAGAAGUCGCGAAGUCAAGAGAGAGUAUGGUAUGGGUGGCAAUGUUUCUAUGUUGGGAGAUAGUUAUGGAAUCCUUUUAUUGGAGAUGUUCACAAGAAAAAGGCGCAUGGAAGACAUGUUUAAGGACGGUUUAAGCCUUCAUGAAUUUGUCAAGAUGGCUUUGUCGGAUCAAGCCAACUCUAUCAAGGAAGAGGAGACCAGAGAUGGGAGAGGGAAGGUCGGCUGUAGAGUUGAAGAGACACUAUUCGGUUGGCCAGCGCUGCCCCUACGGGCAAGUGCAUCAGCAACACUGUUUGCCUCCCUAGGCGUAUGGGAAAGAACAAUCUCUAUGAUUUGCAUGAGCGAUCUGAUUUUUGUCCACCAGUACCAUAAGGCCCCCAGAGGAGAUGAAGCAUGGAGCAGGGAUGUAACUGAAGAGUUAGAGUCGCUUGCCACCUCCACCUUGGAAAGACUCCAGUUGGCGCAAUGGGAAAGACUCUCCCAAAUCACCCUGAUUUCAGCCAGCGAAUUAGAUCUGAAGCCAUAUUCGGACGAGAAUGCAAAGAGGAGGUUUCUCGAGCUGUCUCUCCUCACUCCUCCACCACCCGAGGGGCCUGGAUUACCCAGGGACGAGCCAUCAACAUUAAUUUUGAUCCAGCCUCUCGAUGCUUGUCCCUGGCUUUGUGAUGCACUUUGCAAAGCAUUUCUUCCUUACUGUCUCGAGGAAUUCCUCAGCAUAAGCUUGAGCAAGCUGGUUCUUGACCUAUCUAUUAGAGCUUCGGUGGAUGGAGGGGAUGACGAGGACCCACCACCGCUCGACGGAUAUGAUGAAGAGAAGGGGUCCAUUUUCUUUUACUUGGACGGAGGAGGAGGGAAUGAUAUCCACAAAGUCGUUGUGGAGUUCUUCAAAGGGGCAGUAUUCUCAGGGCCUUCACAUCCACACUCGUCUGUUGAGUGCCUAAAGCGGCGGGUCCCAAAUCGAUCCUUUGCUGAUUUUCGACCAAUUAGUCUCUGCAACUACUUAUACAAAAUAUUCACCAAGAUUAUUGUCAACAGGCUUGGCCCUCUUCUCCCGAAGUUGAUUUCUCUGGAGCAAGGGGCCUUUAUUAUCGAAAACAUCGUCCUCAGUCAAGAAAUAUUCGGAGAUAUAGAUAGAAAGCCGAAGUUUUUAGCAGGGGGGUUCUCUAGGCUAGUAGUUAGCAGGUUGUGUAAGCCGUUUAAACUCAAGCAAGGCUAUAUUCAAAUCUCCCACCUGCUUUAUGCAAAUGACAUGGUUCUAUUCCUCAACGGCUCCUACAAAUCGUUGGAUGUGGUGCGUGCGUUCAUCACAAAUUAUCAGUCGGUCUCUGGGCAGAAAGUGAACAUAAGGAAGAGUUCGUUCCACUGUUCUGCAAAGCUGCCCGUCGGCAGGAUUAGAAACAUUGAAAGAACACUAGGCUUCACCAAAUUUGUUGGUGGCUUCUCAUACCUGGGGGUCCCUAUUUUGAAAGGGAGAGUUAAGAGCAGUGUAUUUAGCCCGUAA
Magnolia sinica is the source of this 4446-nucleotide messenger RNA. RefSeq names its product putative receptor-like protein kinase At3g47110. The record is from RefSeq and is a predicted model, not a curated record. Gene Ontology annotation, biological process: protein phosphorylation. The transcript has 7 exons. Gene Ontology annotation, molecular function: protein binding; ATP binding; protein kinase activity. Bases 1 to 4446 code for a protein of 1481 amino acids. Lineage: Eukaryota; Viridiplantae; Streptophyta; Magnoliopsida; Magnoliales; Magnoliaceae.